Molecule: messenger RNA, 1311 nt
Organism: Fulvia fulva
Lineage: Eukaryota; Fungi; Ascomycota; Dothideomycetes; Mycosphaerellales; Mycosphaerellaceae
Exons: 1
Coding region: 1-1311 (436 amino acids)
Source: RefSeq, a predicted model, not a curated record
AUGGCUCGAAACACAUUGACAAGCGGCACGAGCAACCGCGAGACUGCUUCACGACGAGCAGCAGGGCGGUACCUGGAUCUCGCCCGUGGCCGAGAAGUCAGCGAUUACGAGCGGAUACACUUUCUCAUGACACCCGGCGAGGAGGACGAGGGAGAUAGGCCCUCUCCCCCUCCGGUCACCCGACAAUCUCGAGUUCAGGUGAUAGAUCUCUGCGGAGGCUCGGAUGAAGAAGACGAUGAGAGAGAGGAUGAGAAAUUACCAGACAAGCAGACUGUGUUUGAUGGUAGCGUGCAGGCGAGAGAACAGUCGUUGCGAUCGAACAAAGACGUGGUUGUGCAGCAAGCACCUCCACCAACAUUGCCUGUAAGCAAGACAAGACUUCCAGCACACUUCUACGAUGGCGGCAGAUCUCUCAGUCAGAAGACCAGUGGGAGCCUCUCAACACAGCACGCACAAUCAGCACGGCCGUUGCAGGGAGAUAGACCUACCACCGUCACCACUGGCAAGCGUCGUGAUGAAGAGGACCUCGACCACGGUGAUCAUCAUUUCCAGCCUGCUCUACGAGACCCACGCUCACUCGGAGGACACGGUAAAGGCAUGCCCAGAAUUGCAUACACAACGACCAACAGUCGCCCGACGCAGCCGCAUGUCGCAUCGGCAGCGAAAGUCACAGUAGCUGGUCACGCGGCGCAGGAUGCGCAACCGCCGCAGCCUUCGCGAAAGCUUUGGGGUGGGCAGGGUCGUAAAAAGCGCACGAAUGUGCUGGGGCCUCCUUCCACAACAGCGGACACUCGAGGCAUAGCCAGACCUUCAGGCACGACUUCCAUCAGUAGCCCAAGAACUGAGCACAGCGCGCCGCGAGCUACACCAGCCAGUACAUCAUCCAUUGUCUUGGCACAUGGAACGCGACCGUGCCGACGGCCGGGAGAAAGGGUCGUGACUGACAGAAGUGGCCGCCCGUUCGCAGCCAUGCGAGCACGCGUAGCUCCUGUACAGGCUAUGGCUGAUAAUGCUCGAAGCGCAACAAGUGCUGCAAGUGCAUAUAAUGGCAACCGGCCAGCAGCGGGAACGCGGGCGGGGGCAGUCAGCAGAGCAGCGACUGUCCCGACGCAGCAAGCGCAACCAUCCCAGCUAUCGCGAGCACUUCCGGCUGAGCAAGAGUCCAGACCUGCCAAGAAGCGGAAGUACUUUGCGGAUCUGACUGGCGAGGACGCAGGUCAAGAGGUCGUCUACAAAGAGAUCAGUGAGGACGAAAGCCGUAGAUUCUGCGGCUUGCCGGUCAAGGACAAGGCGUACGUGAAUCUUGUGUGA